Messenger RNA from Rotaria sordida, 1131 nucleotides. The record is from the annotation of a GenBank genome assembly. NCBI's taxonomy places the organism in Eukaryota, Metazoa, Rotifera, Eurotatoria, Philodinida, Philodinidae.
AUGUCCGAUAAAAAUAACGAAAAUGAAUUUAUGUCAGACAAUCAACAAAAGGCAAAAGAAAAAAAAGAUUUAUGGCAAAAGUUAAACAUUGAUUUUAGACUUGACAAUUCAGUAUUUCCAGAUAAUAAAACAGUAUUUCCAGAUAAUAAAAUUUAUGGUACCAUCAACGUUACACCUAAGGAAGCUAGGGAUCUUAUUAAAGAAUUUGUACUAGCCGUUGAUAACUCGAAUCGAACUGUAUUUAAUAGUAAAUUUCGAUAUAUAUCGGCAUCUGGUUUUGAUCCAACAAAAAACAAUAUAUCGAUACAUAUUGAUGCUAUACCCCGAAGUCCAGAUUUAACGCGUAAACGAUCUAAUACUGAAUGUUUUUCGAUUAUGCGUCAAAUUUUUUCUUUCACGCCAACUGUAAACAUUGAAUGGCCAGAUUUAGGUUCAAAACCUAAUCUUAUUAUUCAAUGGUAUCAUCUUGGUGAUCCCGUAGUUAAACAAUAUGUUCUCGUUUUAGAUGAGAAAGAAGUUCGUUAUAUACGUGAUCCUUCAAUAGCUGAUGUAUAUAAAGUUUGUAUUAAUAAUUUGGAACCUGGUAGAGAGCCUACUAAGCAUACUAUUCAAAUCAUAGCAAAACUUAAUCAUGGAAAAGAACCAUAUCUAUCAGAUCUUAUUGAAGUUAUUGUGCCCAAUGUAAAGAGCGAGAAUAUUCAAGUUAUAACCAUUUCUGAAUUAGAAGAACAGAAAGAAGAUGAAGAAACAUCAUCACCAAAAGUGGCUAAUCAAUCUAAAGACAAACAGCCAAAACCUUGUAUGCCACAACAGCCUCAGACGAAACACAACCAACAAUCUGACACAAUAUUCACAAACCGUUCUUGCGGUUGUUCAAAACCACAUGAAGAAUUUCCUGGAAUAGAACAUUAUCUUGGAAUAAAUUACAACAGACUAUCAUCAUCAUCAUCACUUAUACAAAACACACCACCAAAUCAAAUUACAGUGGUGUUCGGUCGGGACAAAAGCACUGCACGUCCUAAUGUGAAAGAUAUUGAUAAUAAUAAUAAUUAUUGUAGACAUGAAAAACAAGACACGGAUCACAAUGAUGAUGAUGACAUUGUUACGGCUGGAAAUUCUUCCAAUAAAUAA